Molecule: messenger RNA, 2080 nt
Organism: Fragaria vesca subsp. vesca
Lineage: Eukaryota; Viridiplantae; Streptophyta; Magnoliopsida; Rosales; Rosaceae
Product: mitogen-activated protein kinase kinase 4-like
Exons: 1
Coding region: 43-1140 (365 amino acids)
Biological process (GO): protein phosphorylation
Cellular component (GO): cytoplasm
Molecular function (GO): ATP binding; protein serine/threonine kinase activity
Source: RefSeq, a predicted model, not a curated record
CUUCCGAUUCGGAACCAUCGGAAAAAAAACACUAUCGGAAUCAUGAGGCCGAAUAAUCAUAUGAAUCAGAUGAUGCCGCCGCCGCCCGGAGGUAUGAAUCAGAUGAUGCCGCCGCCAUCGGGAGGUGUGUCGCAGGCCAGGAAGGACAACAAGGUCCGGCGUCGUCCAGACCUGAGUCUACCGAUGCCGAGGCGCGACACGUCUCUGGCGGUGCCGUUGCCUCUGCCGCCGGGGCCGAGCUCGGCUCCGUCCGGCUCCGGGGCCGUGAUGAUCAACUUCAACGACCUGGAUCGGGCCAACCGGAUUGGGAGCGGCGCCGGCGGCACGGUCUACAAGGUGAUUCACAAGCCGACGGGGCGGGUCUACGCGCUGAAAGUGAUCUACGGCACGCACGACGAGUCGGCGCGGCACCAGAUCUGCCGCGAGAUCGAAAUCCUCCGCGACGUGGAUAACCCUAACGUCGUCAAGUGCCACGAUAUGUUUGAUCACAACGGCGAGAUCCAGGUGCUUCUGGAGUUCAUGGACGGCGGAUCGUUAGAAGGGAAGCACAUCUCCAACGAGAAAGCUCUCUCCGAGUUGACACGUCAGAUCCUCACCGGCUUGGCCUACCUCCACAGACGGCACAUCGUCCACCGCGAUAUCAAGCCUUCGAAUCUCUUGAUCAACGCAAGGAACCAGGUCAAGAUCGCCGAUUUUGGAGUCAGCAGAGUUCUGGCGCAGACUAUGGACCCGUGUAACUCCUCUGUAGGGACUAUAGCCUAUAUGAGCCCGGAGAGGAUCAACACCGAUCUCAAUCAGGGCAAGUACGACGGCUACGCCGGCGACAUUUGGAGCCUUGGGGUCAGCAUCUUGGAGUUUUACAUGGGGCGGUUUCCGUUCAACGUGCAGCGGGCUCAGGGAGAUUGGGCAAGCUUAAUGUGGGCUAUUUGUAUGUCUCAGCCGCCUGAGGCACCGCCGACGGCGUCAAGAGAGUUCCGGAAUUUCAUUGCUUGCUGUUUGCAGAGAGAGCCGAACAGGAGAAUGACUGCGGCGCAGUUGUUGCAGCAUCCGUUUAUCUCAGGGAAUGGUGGCGGUCCGCCGCCGGUUCAUCAGAAUCUGCACACUCUUCUACCACCGCCGCCGCGCCCGCUUCCGUCUUAGCUAGUACUUUCUAUCUUUUGCCCCAAUUACUGUGAUGAUGAUGAUGCUGGUUUUACUUGGUUAAUUUUUCUGUCUUUCCUCUUUUUGAUGAUAAUGAUAAUGAUGAUAUGAUUUGGUGUUUAAGGAAGAUGAUGAUGAUGAUAAUGAUGGGUGGGAUUUGAUGAUUUGAGGAGGAAUUGGGUGCAUUUGUUGUUAGCUUUACUUCUGCUUUGGUUAAUCAGUCUGUCACUCAGCUCAAUCAUUCUGUCAUUGAUAAUGUGAAUGGUAACCAGAAAUGGGAAACUGGCUUUGGGGGGACUCACCAUUAUCCCAGAGUUCAGGCAUGUGAUUGGAUUUUUGGGUGCUGCUAAUGUUCUUUUCCGGUUUUGGUUAAAUUCUUUGUUGGGUAUUUCUGGGAGGUGUCAAUAUGGAGUGAAUCGUUUAGCUGCCCAGCUUAAUAUGGCUGGUUUGCCUUUGUAGUUUCAAUGCACGAAUCUCUGUUUGUCCAUCAUGAAGAUUACAUGGAGAUUACACCGAAUACGAAAGUUGCAGGGAUUCUUUCUUUUUUCUCUCUUUUUCCUCUUAUAUACCUUCCUCCUUCCCUCGUUUGUUCUGUUCAUAUUUUUCUGGUAAUAAUGUAAUAUGAAGUAGGCAAUAGUAACACACUGAAAAGAGGAGCUUAUAUAUAUUGAAGUCUGGCAUUGGUGAAACCACUAUUGUAACUUUAAUUUGUUAGUGAAAAUCAGUAAUCAGAGUUUCGGUAUCUCAAGCAAUUUUAUCAUUUUCAUAAGGAAAUGAUUGUCGAAGUUGUCCGUUGCUACUGGCAUCCAUACGAACUAUGAAUGUGCCGUGCUUUUGCUUAUUCAUAUCUGGCGCCUUCGUUCAGUUUAGGCAAACGGAUUUGGUUGCCUGGACAUUUUGAACCUGGACACAAAGUCCUUAUUCUUGUUCUCAACACCGU